AAUACAUGGUAAACUAAGAUGAGAUAUUCCUAAGUCACAAAAAUAGGAAUUUGAUAUGAAAUGUCAUGGCAAUAAUUCUUCAGCCUGUACCCUUAUUUAUUUCCUUUUCCCUCUCACUCUCUGCAGUUCUAGCAGCACAUCUAGGGCAACCAUUCAUGUAGGCUACACAUGUAUGCCUAACAUCAAAGUGGACAUCUAUAUUCUGUAUCACAUCAGUAAUCACUUUGUCAUUUUAUUCAGGUUGCACUCGAAAUUAGAAGAGAUUGUGGACCUUCUAUGUCACUUGAUGUGGCAGAGAUAAUAUGCUCCAUGCCAUCCUUGAGGGAUAUUUCUCUUCAUCGUGGUGUACUAUACCAUGAUUGUUUUUUUGCAACACUUGCUAGGAAAGGAAAUGAAUCAAAGGUCCAGACUUUCUGGCUUGAAUAUCUCAAGUGUUCCACGCCAGCCUCAUCACAUCACCUAGCAGUUGCACUGUGUACUAUGCCAAACCUGACUGACUUGACACUUGGAGGGAAUCUCACUGAGGAGUUCUACUCUACAUUGAAAGUAAAGGCAUCAUCCAUACAGGUCCAGACCCUCAAGCUUGAUAAUCUUGAGUGUCCCACACCAGCCUCAUCACAUCACCGAGCAGAAGCACUGUGUACUAUGCCAAAUCUGACUGACCUGACACUCAUUGGAGGAUAUCUCACUGAGGAGUUCUGCUCUACAUUGAAUGCAAAGGCAUCAUCCAUACAGGUCAAGACUCUCUGGCUUGAUGAUGUCGAGUGUCCCACGCCAGCCUCAUCACACUACCUAGCAGAAGCAUUGUAUUCUAUGCCAAACCUGACUCACCUGCUACUCUAUAGACUGGAUCUCACUGAGGAGUUCUGCUCUACAUUGAAAGCAAAGGCAUCAUCCAUACAGGGUUGUUUUCCUCAGAUCAGGAAGGGAAACUUCAGGUUGAAUGGAGUUGCUCAAGAUGACUUGAACUCAUUUCUUCACACCCUCACAUUUUAUGAGAGCUCGGACUUGGACUGCUCAAGUGACUUGGAUGGCUCUGCCAACUCAAAUGUCUCAGAAAACUUGGCUGACCCUCUACAGCAACCCAUGGGUGAUGUACACUCUCCAGGAUGGACACUACCCUCAUCAGACCACCGUCAACAGCAUGUUAGCAAUACAUCAGAUACUGUAUGUCAAUUUUCUCAGACACACAGAGAAUGCAGUAGCAGUCAGAGCAGGCCUUGCAAGAGGCAAGCUCCUUGUACUCAGUCAAGAGCUCCACAGGAUGUUCAUGAAAUUCCAGAGAAGCAAUCAAAGAAGUCUAGUUGCCAUGGUACUGUAGAAUAAGACAGUAUUCUUUUAACACUUCAUCUUGACUUUGUGUAUGUAUCUUAUAGGGCUCCACACUAGUUUUUUUUUGGAAAGGAGAUCCAGAUUUAACUUUCUACAGUCUGUAUACAUAAGCGCUAAGUAAAAAAUUCCAAAUACGGGGGUGUCCGGACAUGGAUUUUGGGCGUCCAUGUGUCCCAGCUAGCCUGUUAGCUUUGAGCCCUGGAGUGAUAGCAAGAAAUUCGGGUUAAAAAGGGUUAACUUUCAGCAAUGUUUCCAAAUGUUUGAUAUUUGUAAAAAAAAUGCUGUUUUCUUCUUUUUCACAUUGAUGAGUACAGUCCACUAUGUGGAGUAAGUGUAUCAUUUUUACGAGAAAGAGAACAUAAUAUAUUGUCACAAUGUUAAAAAACAUGUGAAUGGCCUAUGUAGAAAGUGAUCCAAUAAUAGAAUACGUUUAGAGAAUGUGUACUCAAUAAGCCCAAAACAGAGUAGUAUCAAGAGCCCAUUGUGUACCUAGUUAAUGCAAAUAGGGGUUAUGUUGUGUGGUAAAUGUUUUUUGAAAUACUCUCAAUAGUGGGUCAUUUGUAUGCCUUCGCAACGAAGUAGCCGGAGGCAUUAUUUUUUGGGGUUGUCCGUCCAUCUGUAUGUCCCGUUCUCGUGGUUGCGUUAUCUCAAGAACCAAUUGAUGUAUUCCGCCAAACUUGGGUAAUGUAUGUAUCUUGCAGAGCCAAUGAACUGAUUAUAUUAUGGGGUCACAAGGUCAAAGGUCACAGGGCUCAUUAUGUUUGCAAAAAUAGCUUAUGAUCACAUUCUCAAUGGAGGGAUUAUCAUCAAACUCAGGACAUGUAUGUAUCUUGCAGAGCCAAUGAAUUGAUUAGAUUUGGGGGUCAUGAGGUCAAAGGUAACAAUUUAUAGGGCUCAUUAUCUAUGCAACAAUAGAUUGUGAUCGCAUUAUCAUUAGAAUAAAUAGACAUUUAAAAAACUCCUCUCAAGAACCGAUUGAUGGAUUCC
Molecule: messenger RNA, 2319 nt
Organism: Strongylocentrotus purpuratus (purple sea urchin)
Lineage: Eukaryota; Metazoa; Echinodermata; Echinoidea; Camarodonta; Strongylocentrotidae
Exons: 6
Coding region: 277-1326 (349 amino acids)
Source: RefSeq, a predicted model, not a curated record